Messenger RNA from Suricata suricatta (meerkat), 885 nucleotides. It is a transcript of the gene KCNK16, whose product is annotated as potassium two pore domain channel subfamily K member 16. The transcript is spliced from 5 exons. Gene Ontology annotation, molecular function: potassium ion leak channel activity. Lineage: Eukaryota; Metazoa; Chordata; Mammalia; Carnivora; Herpestidae. The record is from RefSeq and is a predicted model, not a curated record. Gene Ontology annotation, biological process: potassium ion transmembrane transport; stabilization of membrane potential. The coding region runs from base 1 to 885 and encodes 294 amino acids. Gene Ontology annotation, cellular component: membrane.
AUGCCCCACGCCAGGCUGUGCGGCUGCUGGGGUAGCCGGCUGCUGCCCCUGCUGCUGGCCUACAUCUGCUACCUGCUGCUUGGCGCCACUGUCUUCCAGCUGCUGGAGAAGCAGGCGGAGGCCCAGUCCAGGGACCAGUUCCAGUUUGAGAAGCUACGCUUCCUGGAGAACUACACGUGCCUGGACCAGCAGGCCCUGGAGCAGUUUGUGCAGGUCAUCAUGGAAGCCUGGGUAAAGGGCGUGAACCCCAAAGGCAACUCCACCAACCCCAGCAACUGGGACUUCGGCAGCAGUUUCUUCUUUGCGGGCACGGUUGUCACCACCAUAGGAUAUGGCAACCUGGCGCCCAGCACGGAGGCAGGCCAGGUCUUCUGUGUCUUCUAUGCCCUGGUGGGCAUCCCGCUCAACAUGGUCUUCCUCAACCACCUGGGCACAGGGCUGCAUGCCCACCUGGCCACCCUCGAGAGGUGGGAGGAACAGCCCAGGCGCUCCCAGCUGCUGCAGAUCCUGGGCCUGACUCUGUUCCUGACCCUGGGGACGCUGGUCAUUCUCAUCUUCCCGCCCAUGGUCUUCAGCCACGUGGAGGGCUGGAGCUUCGGCGAAGGCUUCUACUUCGCCUUCAUCACUCUCAGCACCAUUGGCUUCGGAGACUAUGUUGUUGGUACAGACCCCAGCAAGCAUUACAUCUCAGUGUACCGGAGCCUGGCGGCCAUCUGGAUCCUCCUGGGCCUGGCAUGGCUGGCGUUGAUCCUCCCACUGGGUCCCCUGCUUCUGCACAGGUGCUCCCAGCUCUGGCUGCUCAGCAGGGGACUCAGCCUCAAGGAAGGGAGAGCCCCCGAGAUGGAAGGAGUCUCCAGACCUCAGAAGACCCCCAUCUCUGCAUGA